This is a messenger RNA of Pseudocercospora fijiensis CIRAD86, 1747 nucleotides long. RefSeq lists its product as uncharacterized. The transcript has a single exon. Bases 1 to 846 code for a protein of 281 amino acids. Lineage: Eukaryota; Fungi; Ascomycota; Dothideomycetes; Mycosphaerellales; Mycosphaerellaceae. The record is from RefSeq and is a predicted model, not a curated record.
AUGUCGAGUCGCACUGCCUUCCCACCUAUGCGCGUUCAUAAAACCAAGCGAAUUUCUACAAAGCAGGCGCAACCCAUCAUCGCGGCAUAUAUUGAGCGCUCAAAAAAGAAGCCAUCACUACACCCGGACGCCUGGCUCGCGACAGAUGGCAUACGCUUCGGCCCAAAAGGCGGUCCUAGCGGCGGCUGGGCAAUCCACCAUCUGAAGCGCAUUGAGGCAGGAAUGCGCGGAGAAAGCUUAAUGCCGGAAAGUAAGGACGAACUCGUUGCGCGCUUCGGCGAGGAAGAGGCUGCCACGCACUCCACAUCUGCCGCCGUACCCUCAGACGAUACACGACUCGACGAGACGAUCGAGCAAACCAACGGCGCCAUCGACAAGGCAGCACGGAAAGCAGCAAAGAAGGCGCGACGCUUAGAAGAGAGGAAAGACGGCGGCAAUCGCAAGAGGCAGAAAAAGAACCACGAAAUCGACGCAUGGGCAAGCGACUCCGCAGCGGCUGGCGCUUCCGACCACGAGCAGCCGUCUGGCUAUAUCACGCCAUAUCAAGACAGCCUAGUCGCCUACGAAGAGCGGAGAGACCCGGCAGAGCUCGAUGAAGGUCCGGAUGCACAGCCUCGAGAAGAGUAUGAACAACAGCAGGAAAUCGUGGAAGGAGAAGUGGGCAAACGUGCUGGAGCACCUGUGUCGAAGCAUAAUGGCAAAUUACCACCAAUCAUGAGGCAUAGGAAGGAUGCAGAAGUCGAGGUACCGCAGAAGGCCAGGACUGAGGAAGAGAAAGCUGCGAGGAAGGCGGCGAAGAAGGCUAAGAGGACAGAGGACAGAUCCGCGAAAGCGCAGGAUGACUAGGAACCGACUCCGCAGACGCACGGUGGAACCAUCACCAAGGAUUUGAACUCAGUAGCUCAGUCAGGCACUAAUGUGGAGAAAGAUGAGAGGCAGGUGAAGAAGGGGAGCAAUUACUCAGGUGUUGCCGCUUCUGACCGCCCAUCGCAAGCUGGGCGAAUGGUCGAGCGGACGGAGUAUAAAGCUCGGAUUGGGAUUUGUGAAGCGGCCGGCUGCAACAAGAAUAUCAUGCAGAACAUCGAGGAGAAUCUCUGCUUCCACCACUAUGAUCCCAAACGGUUUGGCCAGCCGCGGCCUCGAGGCCAAUGCGAAGUUGAAGGUUGUGACGGCGACAUUCAAUCUCGUAGCUGGGAUGGCAUGGAGCUCUGCAAUUCCCAUGCGCGCCGCAAGUACAGGACUGGCAACGUGUACAACCAGCAAGGAAGCGCGGUCAUUCGUCGUAAACCAAGAAUGGGAUACGCUCCGACCUGAACAGCUCGAAGAUAGUUUUGUCGCCGCCUCCUCGCUUCUGGCAGAGAAUGAAAAUAUGAGAAUGACUUAUUGAUAAGUGUCCGGCGUCGUACAACUAGCUACCGUCUCAAUGUAUAGCAAUGGCUUUCGGUGCGAUUCACGAUUGGCAGCACGAAUGAGUAGACUUGGUUGGAUCGUGAAGUCGCACAACUAGCUUUUGUCAGUCUCGUAGAGUGGCUUGGCAAUACACAUGCUCGACAUGUCAGGCCUGCUUUAGCGCUGGCGUCAGAGCUUGAGUUAGCUGGGCCGACAUGGCUGGCCAGAUGACGCGAUAGGCGAUGCACACCAGCUAGUUGCACGACGCGAUCGUCAAAUCGGACAGAUAUGUAAGCGAAGGUGUUACGGAGGCGAACACCGACAAGUCUAGCUGUAAGACCUGAUUAGCGAUUCGAAU